This is a messenger RNA of Diabrotica balteata, 780 nucleotides long. NCBI's taxonomy places the organism in Eukaryota, Metazoa, Arthropoda, Insecta, Coleoptera, Chrysomelidae. The record is from the annotation of a GenBank genome assembly.
AUGUUUGUAUUAAGAACUUUAAAAACGUUUUCAUUAAUAGUUAGUAAGCCAAUAUGUCUUCAAACGACGAGUAGAACACUUAGUAGUUUACCGAAUAUAGUAAAUAAAAGUUUACUCCAAACACACAAGUUCGUCCAGCUUCAAACAACCAGAAAUUAUGCGAAGGGAAAAGACAAGAAAAAAGAAAAAGUUAAAGGAAAAGUGGUUAUCAACGAAAACCAACUUACAGAACUUCUGAACGUAGAAUCAAUGAAAAAACAAAUGGAAAAGCCUUUAGUUCAAUUGAAGGAAGAUUUUAUUAAUCACUUAUCGCUCCGAUCAACCACAGGUUCAAUUGAAAUGAUCACUGUAUCACUCGAAGGAAAAGAACACACCCUUCAAGAAAUUGCUCAAAUCGUUCGUAAAAACCCCAAAACCAUUGUUAUAAAUAUGUCGAUGUUCCCACAAGCUAUUCCAGCGGCUCUAAAGGCUUUAGACAAAUCUGGAAUGAAUUUAAAUCCACAACAGGAUGGUACUACUUUGUAUAUUCCCAUUCCGAAGGUCACAAAGGAACACAGGGAGGGCUUGGCGAAGAGUGCCAAGCAGUUUUUCGUGAAAUGUAAAGAUGGUAUAAGGGAUGUUCAGACGAAAUACAUCAAGCAAAUCAAAAGAAAUGAUACUGUAUCACAAGAUCUUUGUAGGAGUGCUGAAAGCCAGAUAAUUGCUAUUGCUGAUGGAUAUAUAAGUCAGGGUGAGAAAAUAUUUGAAAGUAAACAGCAAGAACUUAUUGGAAAGGAAUAA